Molecule: messenger RNA, 2333 nt
Organism: Linum trigynum
Lineage: Eukaryota; Viridiplantae; Streptophyta; Magnoliopsida; Malpighiales; Linaceae
Source: the annotation of a GenBank genome assembly
CUACCAAUCAUGAAUUGAAAUCAAAGAGCCAAGUAAAUAUUAGCUAGAAGGGCAACAAAAAAUGAAGAUCUUCCCUCUCCAUUCAAACAGCUACUUUUUUGCUUGCGCCGGCGGCGAGCUCAACACCAUCCAUGUGUUGAAUUCGUCUGGCCAGCACGGUCAUGGAGCUGUAAUGUACCCUUACAGAGACUGGCGGCUGGUAGAGAAGAUCCAUCCAAACGGCGUAGGCACCCAAUACACGGCGUUAGAUGUUAACGGGAACGUCAUCAGCGGGGACAAUUUGGUAAGACUCUACAAAUACCUUCAGUUACCUACUCGGCUGGCUAACUAUACCGGCGUCCAGAUCGUUUGUCAGGCCACCAACACCGGACAGCUGGUGGGCACCAUGAACCCCUUCCGCUACGAAUGGCAGUGGUACAAAGACCAGCCAGCUGCCGGCGGCGCUACUUCCAGCGCGAGCGACGACAAGAAAAAGAUUGCAGACCUGACGGAGGAGCUGAACAAGGCGAAGGAGGAGACAACCAACAAGGACAACCUUAUCAACAACGAGGAGCUGGAAGUCAAAACCCAGGUGAUGCACGACAAGGACAAGGAGCUCAAGAAGAAAGACGACGAGGAGAUUUGCAAGAUAACUCGGGAUCUGAUGAAUGCACCAAAAAAUAAGAUUGAGGAGUUAAAUGCCGCCACUGAUCUCAAGGAUGAAAUUGCGAAGAAGGACGAGGAGAUUUGCAAGAGGAACGAGAAUCUGGCUGCAUCAAGAAGUAAGAUCGUUGAGUUGGAAGCAAUUAUCCAUAAGUACGGGGAAGAAAUUGCGGAGAAAAAUGAGCAGCUGGAAUCAAAGGAUAAAAAAAUAAAGGAUGAGGAAGAAGAAGCUAACAGGAAAAGACAAGAGCUACAAGCAAAGAAUAAUAAGAUUGAGGAGCUAGAGGCAAUUAUUAUCAAGGAUGGUGAAAAAGAAGCUGCCCAAAAAUUUCAGGAGCUGGAAGAAAGGAAUAAGAAAAUUGAGGAGCUGGAAGCAAUCAUCAACAAGUGUAAGGAAGAUGCUGCCCAAAAAAUCCAGGAGUUGGAAGCAAUUAUCAAGAAAGGUGAGAAAGACGAUGAGAUUGCAGCGAUAAAAAAUCAAGGAUUGCGGCCUACUGUGUCGUCGAUAGUAACAACGCCGCCAACAACAGAGGGGUUAUCAGGAGGAUUAUUGGUGGAAGAAAUUGUGACGAAUUCUAAGGAUAUCAAAAUAGCUAUUUCACUGAAGAUCGACCUUGUGAAGGACGACAAAUCAACCAACAAUAUAGUGCAGGAGAAGAUAGAUUUCAUGGAGCAAGAAUCAAAGCAAAAAGACAACCAACUGAAAGCUAAGGACGAAGAAAUUUCAGAGUUGAAGAAAGUAAUAAAUGAUAGGGACAAAGCCAUACAAAAGCAAAGUGAGGAGCUUGCAAAGUUGAUAGCUCAACAAUUAUCUAAUUCCAUGGCACCAACGCAAGAACCAGUCAAGCUUGAUGACAUUGUGAGUACCCUACUGAUAGAAAAGGUACAAAUGAAAAAACAACUAGACGAAGUACACAAUGAGAAAGAAGCCAAGGGUCAACAACUAGAACAGAAGAUAGAGGAGCUCAACGCCAAGGAUGAGGAGGUGGCAAAGAAAGAUGCAGAGCUAGAGGCAAAAAACAAGCAUAUGAUCGAGAUGGAAGAUGCGAUGAAGAAGAAACUAGAGGAGGAGAUUGGUAAUAUGACGGAAGAACUAAAGAAGAAGGAAGGGGAGCUUAAGGAGAAAGAUAAAGCAAUUGUUGACCAAGCCACGCAGUUGGAAGCGGAUAAGAAAUUGAUCGACCAAAAGGAGAAAAUGAUCAAGAAGAAGGACAGGCAGAUUAAAAAGCAAACCAAUAAGGUGAAAGUGAAAAUUGAACAACUUGGAAUAGCAAAAGCUAAAAUAGUGAAAUUGAGGAAUGCUCUAAAAGAAUUCACCGCCUUGGACGAGGAUGAAGAUGUUGAUGAUGAUGAAGACGAGGAGGAGGAGGAUGAAGAAAAUUGAGUCUUGAAAAAUGGAUGGUUGUAUUAAUUUAUGUCUGGAUUUCUCAACAAUAGUACUUAUGCGCAUGUGAAUUCCCCCUGGGUUUUCAUCUAGGGCUAGUAAUUUACAUUUUGGUUUGGAGUUUAUUUGGGAGAGUAGUGAUCCAGAUUCUUAUGGUUUUGGGCUUUAAAUUUUCUGUACUUGAGCCUUGUGUGUGUGUUAUUUUUUAAUAGCAUGUUCCUACACUUGUUUUGUACAUUUGUAUUAUCCAUUAAUGGAUAUGCGGUCUAACUAUUGUGUAUCAAAACAACAAAAAUUGGUGUGCUAA